CACGACAAAUAGUUCCCCGCCGCUUCCCGUCCUCCCCUCCACACGCCCCUCUCCCAGCCCCUCCUCCUCCCGCCGGUGCCGCUCCGGCCUCCCCCUUCUGCCCCAUCCCCCCCCCUCCGCGCCGGUAACCGGCAGCGCGGCCCGUGGAGGGGGGGGGAAGCGGCGGCGGCGGAGUGAUCCGCGGCAGGCGACGCGGAGGCAGCGCAUAAAGCGGCGGUGGCGGAGGGAGAGGAGGAGCUGCGGCACCGCUGAGCCCGCGGCCGCCACCGCCCCGACACCGGCUCGGCCCCGGCCCCGCCGCCCCCGGGGGGCCCCGGUCCCUUCCCUCCCCUCCGCUCUCUCCGUCCGUUCGUCCCCUCCCCGUCCCCUCCCCGCGCCGCCACCACCUCCGCGCUGCUCCUCCUCCUCCUCCCCCCUCCCCUCGCAAAUAGUCCCGCGGGCCGCCCCCUCCCUCCGCCCGCGCCCCUCCUGCCGCCGCCUCGCGCACACAAUGGCGCUGAAGAGAAUCCACAAGGAGUUGAACGAUCUGGCACGUGAUCCUCCAGCACAGUGUUCAGCAGGGCCUGUUGGGGAUGACAUGUUCCAUUGGCAAGCUACAAUAAUGGGACCAAACGACAGUCCCUAUCAAGGUGGAGUAUUUUUCUUGACAAUUCACUUCCCAACAGAUUAUCCCUUCAAACCACCUAAGGUUGCAUUUACAACAAGAAUCUAUCAUCCAAAUAUUAACAGUAAUGGCAGCAUUUGUCUUGAUAUUCUACGAUCACAGUGGUCCCCAGCACUAACUAUUUCAAAAGUACUUUUGUCCAUCUGUUCUCUGUUGUGUGAUCCCAAUCCAGAUGAUCCUUUAGUGCCUGAGAUUGCACGGAUCUACAAAACAGAUAGAGAAAAGUACAACAGAAUAGCUCGGGAAUGGACUCAGAAGUAUGCGAUGUAAUUAAAGAAAUUAUUGGAUAACCUCUACAAAUAAAGAUAGGGGAACUCUGAAAGAGAAAGUCCUUUUGAUUUCCAUUUGACUGCUUUCUAUGAGCCCACGCCUCAUCUUCCCCUGUGCACAUGUUUACCUGAUACAGCAGUGCUGCGUGUUGUACAUACUUGGAACAACAAACUAGAAAUACUGUAUUUCCCCGUACCAACAUUGACUCCUAGCAGAGAAGUGUGUGUGUGAAAAGCUGGUUCUUCAGUCAUAACUUUGUGAGCCUAAAAGCAUUCCUUGCUGAGUUAAAAUUGGGUAAUCAGAUGGGAAUGGGAAGAGUCCUGGUGGUUCUCAGAUUUUUUUUUUUUUUAGGGACAGUGUUGCUGAUCCAUGAAGGAUUUUAAGUGGAAUCCUUUUAAACUCAUAACAGUUAUGAAAAGCAAGGUGAAGAACUUGAAACUGUUUCUGUAUUCAUUUUAUUCUGAAGGACCUACACCUUAGGUAAAUGUUAUGACCAAUGAGAAACUGUACCCACAUCCUGUGUUUAAGGUCUAAGUUUAACCGGUCACCAUUUAAAUGGAUUGGAGCUAUUAGUGCAUCAAGUGAUGUUGAUUUGUUUCAACUCUCUCCCUCCCUUCAUACUUUUUUUGGUUUGUAUGUGGUUUCUCAGUUAAUACCUAGCUAAUAGCUCUUAUUUUUUCUUAAGUUUUUUAACUGCUUAGGUCUUUCUGGAUGUAAGGGUAAAAAAAAAAAAAAAAUCCAUUUGACAGAAAACUUGUGUGUAUUUAAAGACCCAACUGCUCCCCUGGAGCUUGUACGUUCAAGAAUGAUUAAUCUGUGUAAUAAACUGAUUACUACAGUCAUUACAUAUAA
Messenger RNA from Chiroxiphia lanceolata (lance-tailed manakin), 1786 nucleotides. RefSeq names its product ubiquitin conjugating enzyme E2 D2 (gene UBE2D2). The record is from RefSeq and is a predicted model, not a curated record. Gene Ontology annotation, biological process: protein K48-linked ubiquitination; ubiquitin-dependent protein catabolic process. Lineage: Eukaryota; Metazoa; Chordata; Aves; Passeriformes; Pipridae. Gene Ontology annotation, cellular component: nucleus. The transcript is spliced from 7 exons. Gene Ontology annotation, molecular function: ubiquitin conjugating enzyme activity. The coding region runs from base 491 to 934 and encodes 147 amino acids.